Molecule: messenger RNA, 2692 nt
Organism: Acipenser ruthenus (sterlet)
Lineage: Eukaryota; Metazoa; Chordata; Actinopteri; Acipenseriformes; Acipenseridae
Product: break repair meiotic recombinase recruitment factor 1-like
Exons: 8
Coding region: 94-2232 (712 amino acids)
Biological process (GO): double-strand break repair involved in meiotic recombination
Source: RefSeq, a predicted model, not a curated record
UGAGAGAGCGCGCGUUUUGAGCGGGGAAGAGAAAAGGCGCGCGCCUCGCGUCGUCUCCACACUGUCGCGUGAGAAGAGCUGACGGUUUGCGAAAUGUCUAAAAGGAAGAGGCAACAAUCUGCAGGCGGUAAGCGAAAAGGAACGACAAAGAAAAAGAAAGUAACACAGGAGGCGGCUUCGGGGACUGUGAACGAGGAGAGCGCCGCCUGUGGUCAGCAAGCGGAACUGCGCUGUGAGGAUGACCGCGCUGCCCCGAGCAGCGCAGAGGAGAGAGGAGUCGCAGGGAGCAGGUCAGAGAGUGAGGGGGGAGACGGCGCUCACAAACUCAGCCCUGGAGUGAAGGACUGCUUCCUACCGUUAGCCCAGAAUAUCCUCCCGGGCCGCUCCUCCACUGCGGGCUUAUCCUGCGAUGAUGAUGAGGAGGAUGAUGAUGAUGUCGCUCAGCCCAGCGCGCCGGAGGAUACCACUUCGGACCAGCACAGGGGGGUAGGGGAAGGGCCGGGGCAGGGAGACGCCACCCUCCACAGUCACGGGGGAGCGCAGGGGCCGAACCACAAAGCCAGCACUUCGGGAGAGCAGAGACAGGAGGCAGAUCCAGAGAGGCAGCAGCCCACUGUAACGGAGCAAGGGGGGGCAGGAGAGGGGGUGCAGGAGCACCUACCCCAUCCCGAGGGGUGCGGGACCCCUGGAUUAAAAGCCUCUCUGGGGUUGGAGGGUACAGAAACACAGGGCGGUGGUGUUGCUGGUAGUCCACAGGGAGAGCUAGCCUGUUUAUUAGGGAGCGCGGAGGCUGUGUUUACAGAGGGGGGGAAGCAGUCCAAGUCAGCCAAGCCGAAACACGUUGAGACUUACCCCGAGACACAAGCUGAAACAUCGGCCGAUCUGCAGGGAAAGGGGGUGGCGGAGCCUUGCAACGAAGCUGGGGCUCAGCCUGCACCCCCACAUUCCCACUGCGGAACCCCCGGAGAGCCCCCUGCCCUGCCAGCAGCAGCAGCCUCCGUUGCUGAGAGAGAAGAAUCUACGAGGCUCUGCAAAGGGGUGAUCCCCAGGCAGGGGCGAGGAGUCGCGAUGAAGAAGGGUUCGCAAGUUUUCCCGAAUCUGGGAUCCGGAACAACACCUCCGCCUCGUGCCUCUGCCGCCUCCUGGUCCCCUCGGAGCUGCGCGGAGCGAUCCCGGAUCCGGCUCGGGAAUGAGGAUGCAGAAUCGGCAGCAGGCAGGCAAAUCCCAGGCAGUGAGGAGGCGGGCCCUGAAAUGAACGAGAAGGAUUUCAUGAGAAAAACCCAGCAAAGCCAUUCACAGAGCAGAACCGAGACGGAAGAGUUAAAAGCAUCGCAGAGCUUCGGAGAGGGAGAGGGAAGCGACUGGGGACAAAUAAAGCUUUCAGAGAACAACAAACUAUCAACGUCAUCAUCCAGUGCAGCAGCAGCAGCAGCAGAAUCCAAACCAGCAGCCGUGUACGUGAACCCGUGCGUGCUGGAGGAGAGGGACUGGGAAUCCCGCUUCGCCGUGCUGGAGAUGGAAGACUCGAGCGACGCGGGGGCCGGGCAGCGCAAGGCUAAGGGGGCGGCACGGUCAAGGCGGUGCAAGCCUGCCACCAGUGCUGCUGCUGCUGCUGCUGCUGGGAAGAGGGAGGUGACGACCGCGCUAGUGUGCGCUGAGACAGCCUGCCCUGAUCUGACUCACACCGAGGCGGAGGGAAGUCUCCAGGGAGCAGGCGGACAGACAGACCCUGCCUCGGCCGCCCAGGAUCGAGAGGAGGGGGGACCCCACCCCAUUACCCCAGCUGCUGCCCGGGGAAGCCCCGAGUCUGAGAGAGAGGACACGGGGGCCACACAGAGCUGCGAGGAUCACAGCGAGUGGGACUCUGAGUUUCUGCAGAGCUGCUCCACGCAGCGCUUCCCUGACUCCUGCUCUCUCCUGGCUCCGCUCCCCGUCCUUGGGACAGAGUCCGGUGGUUCUGCCCUGGAGCUGCCUCUCUACAUCGGCUCCAUCUCGGACUCGCAGCUCCACGAGAUCACACUGGGGGAGGCGAUGCCCGAGCCCCGGUCCCAGUCUCUGCAGGACUACGAGGACGCCAGCGAGCUGGUGUGCGGACUCAUAGAGGAGCUCUCGCAGAUCAACCGGCUCAUCAUGCUGACUCACCGGGAGCUGCAGUCUGGAAGGAACCCCCGCAGAGCCAGGCUGGGCUGGAGGGGAGCUGCUCGCUACACCGCCAACCCCAAGGACCUGUAACCCCGCUGGGAGACACACCGCCAACCCCAAGGACCUGUAACCCCGCUGGAGACACACCGCCAACCCCAAGGACCUGUAACCCCGCUGGAGACACACCGCCAACCCCAAGGACCUGUAACCCCGCUGGGAGACACACCACCAACCCCAAGGACCUGUAACCCCGCUGGAGACACACCGCCAACCCCAGGGACCUGUAACCCCGCUGGGAGACACACCGCCAGAGCAGGGCCGGCUAACUCCAGUCCUGCAGGUUUUCAUUCCAACUUGAGCACUUGAGUUUCACUUCAUUCUUCUAACUUAUUUGUUCAAUCGGACAUCCUUGUGAGUGACUCUGCAGCAGCAGCAGUUGUUAUUUUUUUACGUUCUUAAAGUCUAAACGGUUUUAGAAAAUACUUUGAGUAUCUGGUUGUCUUUUAUAAAUGUUUUUUUUAUUUAUUAUUUAUUUAAUUGAUUGUUUUCA